CUGAGAACAGCGGUGGAGCGGGCCGUGUUUCCCUUCACUCGUCACGUUGUGUAAACGAGUGACCGCUUCCUUGUGUCAGCCGCGGUCCAGUCAGGGUGCGAACAUGGCGCAGUGUGUCUUAUACCACAGGUUGUUUCCCAGCAGCGUUAACGUCCUCCGGACAUGUUCCUUCAGAUUCACACACAGCGUCUCACGGAGACCGGGCGGACUCGAACACGCGCUGUCACCGCGGAGAGAGCCCCGCUGCCCGCAGGUGAACAUGAGUCACUGGCACACCUGCAGAACAACACAGCGGCUGAAUGAACACUGCACAAGAACGUUUUCCUCUCUGCCUCCACCACCACCAUCAGGGGCCGAGCCCAAGACGUCCGGACCAGUGACAUGGAAAUCUUUAGCAAUAACAUUUGCUAUCGGAGGCGCUCUGCUCGGAGGGAUGAAAUAUUUCAAAAAGGAAAAGGAAGAGCUGAUUGAAAAAGAGAGGAACAAGUCUAUAGGAAGACCGGCGCUCGGCGGUCCGUUCUCGCUCACUGACCACAACAACAAGCCCGUCAAGAGCGAGGACUUCCUGGGCCAGUGGGUCCUCAUCUACUUUGGGUUUACUCACUGCCCGGACAUCUGCCCGGAUGAAUUGGAGAAAAUGGUGGAGGUUGUGGAUGAAAUAGAUAAAAUAAAGUCUCUUCCAAACCUGACACCUCUAGUCAUCACCAUCGAUCCAGAGAGAGACACACCAGAGGCCAUGGCUGCGUACGUGAAAGAGUUUUCUCCGAAGCUGAUUGGCCUGACGGGGACAACAGCUGAGAUUGAGCAGGUUUCCAGAGCUUACAGAGUGUAUUACAGUCAGGGACCAAAGGACGAAGACAACGACUACAUAGUUGAUCACACCAUCAUCAUGUACCUCGUGGGGCCAGACGGCGAGUUUGAGGAGUAUUUUGGACAGAACAAGAGAAGUGCUGAGAUCACCAGCUCGAUAGCGGCGCAUAUGAGAAAGCACAAGAAGGAGAAGUGAGCGGCAGCCUGUAAAGCCCAUCACAGACUGACACAUUGUCCUCAGGUGCUUCUGUGUAAUCUGGUCGACUUAAAUCAUCAUUAUUUAUUUUGGAUACGCUAUUAUACGAAGUUAAUGUGUCUGCAGAAACAUUCCUUGCAAUGGGUGAAGACAGAUCUGAGGUCUGCUGCUGUGCUAUUCUUCUCCAUUAUUGUCAAUAAUACACUUCACACUCCUGCUCAUUCAAAAGACUGCACUUCCUGCGUGAGAGAAAUGAAUUCUUGCGCUCCUCGAUAUCUCUGAUUUCUGAUGCAGAUGAACCUGAAGACAAAUGUGAAACAGUAAACAGUUGUUUUUGUGACAAUUCAGAAUACAACACAUUUUUUUGGGAAUCGUUUUAUUUGUUCUUCACAGGAAUUAAGUGUUUAAAUGUGAACUAAAAACUUUAAUUUGUUCUCACUUCAGUCUAGAUGAUCAAGAGUAAAUUACAUCCUGCAUCAGUUUUGAAAACCUGUUCAUACCUGGCAUCAACAUAUGGAUCAACUGGUUUGAUCAUAAGCUCAAAGUACAGGGUUUUUUAGUUUAUUGUUGAUCUAUGGAUAUGUUUAUGUGUUGAUUCAGAAAGGACAAGAAUAAGGACAGAAAUAUAUAAUAGACUGAGGAUAUUUAACUAUAGUGUCCAGCAGAGAGCACUGAUAAGUUCAUUUUUACACUACUCAUGGGGCACGUUCACACUUUCCUUGUUUGACCCGGACCUUUAGACUUUUCAGUUUAGUCCAAACCCAAAAACCAGGUGUGAAAGGUGCCU
Paralichthys olivaceus (Japanese flounder) is the source of this 1793-nucleotide messenger RNA. It is a transcript of the gene sco1, whose product is annotated as synthesis of cytochrome C oxidase 1. NCBI's taxonomy places the organism in Eukaryota, Metazoa, Chordata, Actinopteri, Pleuronectiformes, Paralichthyidae. The record is from RefSeq and is a predicted model, not a curated record. Gene Ontology annotation, biological process: mitochondrial respiratory chain complex IV assembly.